Molecule: messenger RNA, 723 nt
Organism: Caenorhabditis elegans
Lineage: Eukaryota; Metazoa; Nematoda; Chromadorea; Rhabditida; Rhabditidae
Source: the annotation of a RefSeq genome assembly
AUGUUCUCACUCCAACCGACCCUGUUUUAUUUUUUGACCAACUCGUUUACACUGUGGCCUGAAGCCUACAGUUGCGAGGAGUCCUUGGUAAUACCUGGAACUAGAUGGCCUGGUUAUGGAAUUUAUCUUGUUGUUUCUGAGAGCAUAUUUCUUAGCCUUUAUCUCCCAUGCUACAUUGAAAUUCUUAAGUCAAAAUCUCGAACACCGACCUACCGGUUAAUGCUCAUUCUUGGGAGCUUGGAUCUCACGGGUCUUGUGAUCAGCUCCUUAAUUCCAGGAUAUUUCGUUUUCUAUGGAAUCUCAUUUUGCCAGCAACCUAUUUUCUUCUUCAUAACCGGAACCCUUGUUGUAAGCAGUUGGGUUUCCAGUUGCUUCGCCAGUAUUAUCAUGGCAAUGGAUCGCUGCGCAGAAGUGGAUCCGCAAUUUCCGUUGGCUUUUCUUGUUAGAGGUUGCACAUUCAAAUGUGUAAUUUUCUUACUGCUCAUCUACGGAAGUUGUGCAUUGUUGAUCACUCAGCCAUGUUUUUUCUCUACACAAUACCUCUGCUAUUUGUUUAAUCCAAUGCUUGGGAAAAAUCCCGAUAUGUACCAAAACUAUAUGGUUGUCGUAAACAAUACUACAGCAACCAUUUUGACAACUGGAAUGUAUUUUCAUUUGUGCUAUUACUUAAUCUUCAAGUUUGGAUAUUCUACAUCAAUGUGGCUCUACAAAUCGAAACGACAG